CUCCAAUAUAAUUCAACUCUCUGAUUUUUAAAAUAAUCAUCAAAUCCAAAUCCAUCUGGCGAACAUUAUUUCGCUUGAUGAAUGAAUUAACGUAAAUAUUAUCUAAAAAAAAAGCGUUGCUGAAGUGAUGCUUCCACGUCUUCAAAAAAAAAAAAAAAGAAUCUCUCUUUUUAAAACUCUUUCUUCCUCAUCCUCUAAAAAGCUUUGAUCUUUCCUCUCUGGGUCCUCCCAAUUUGAGCUAACUUACCCAAAGCUUCGAUCUUUUCUUCCUGGGUCGUCGUGAUCUGACCUAACUCAGCCAAAGUCGCGAUCUUUCUUCUCUGGGUCGUCGCCGGAGAUCAUGGGCAACUGUUUCGCCAAGAACUAUGGAUUAGUGAAGCCUCAGCAAAACGGUCAGACCAGAUCAGUUGAAGAUCCGCCGUCGUAUACUCCACAGACGAGAACCCAAACGCCGGAGAAACCACCCUCCGGGACCAACCAACCGCCGCCGUGGAGAACGGCGUCAGCGCCAAGCCCCAAAGCGUCAAAGAGCAACAACUCGAUUCUAGAGAACGCCUACGAAGACGUGAAGCUCUUCUACACGCUGGGGAAGGAGCUAGGGAGAGGGCAGUUCGGUGUCACGUAUCUCUGCACGGAGAACUCCACAGGGAAGAAGUACGCUUGCAAGUCCAUCUCCAAGAAGAAGCUGGUGACGAAAGCUGAUAAGGAUGAUAUGAGGAGAGAGAUUCAGAUCAUGCAGCAUUUGAGUGGGCAGCCUAAUAUUGUGGAGUUUAAAGGGGCUUAUGAGGAUGAGAAGGCGGUGAAUCUGGUGAUGGAGCUUUGUGCUGGUGGUGAGUUGUUUGAUAGGAUUAUUGCAAAGGGGCAUUAUAGUGAGAGAGCGGCUGCUUCUGUGUGUAGACAGAUUGUGAAUGUUGUCAAGAUUUGUCAUUUCAUGGGUGUGUUGCAUAGAGACUUGAAGCCUGAGAAUUUCUUGCUUUCUAGUAAAGAUGAUAAGGCUUUGAUUAAGGCUACUGAUUUUGGCUUGUCUGUCUUCAUUGAAGAGGGGAAAGUGUAUAGAGAUAUUGUUGGGAGUGCAUACUAUGUAGCUCCUGAAGUGUUACGUCGUAGAUAUGGGAAAGAAGUUGAUAUAUGGAGUGCUGGAAUCAUAUUGUACAUUCUACUCAGUGGUGUACCUCCUUUUUGGGCUGAAACCGAGAAAGGGAUAUUUGAUGCUAUAUUGGAAGGUCAUAUCGACUUUGAAAGCCAACCAUGGCCAUCAAUCUCCAACAGUGCCAAAGAUUUGGUGCGUAGAAUGUUGACUGCUGAUCCGAAAAGGCGGAUCUCUGCUGCUGAUGUUCUUGAGCAUCCAUGGCUUAGAGAAGGUGGUGAAGCAUCGGACAAGCCUAUUGACAGUGCUGUUCUCUCAAGGAUGAAGCAGUUUAGAGCAAUGAAUAAGCUUAAGAAACUUGCUUUAAAGGUCAUUGCGGAGAAUAUUAACACAGAAGAGAUUCAAGGAUUGAAGGCAAUGUUUGCGAACAUAGACACAGACAACAGUGGGACAAUCACAUAUGAAGAACUGAAAGAAGGUUUAGCCAAAUUGGGAUCUAAACUCACAGAAACAGAAGUGAAACAGCUCAUGGAUGCUGCUGAUGUUGAUGGGAAUGGGUCAAUAGACUACAUUGAGUUUAUUACUGCAACAAUGCAUAGACACAGGCUUGAAAGUGAUGACAAUCUUUACAAAGCUUUCCAGCAUUUUGACAAAGAUGGCAGCGGGUAAGUGAACUGCUUUCUUCUCAGUUAUUUUUGUUGAUGUAUUUAUAAGAAAAAGAUGGUGAGUCCUCUUUGGCAUUGAUGCAGAUAUAUUACAAUAGACGAGCUGGAAGUGGCAUUGAAGGAAUAUGGAAUGGGAGAUGAUGCAACAAUCAAAGAGGUUCUCUCAGAUGUUGACUCUGAUAACGUAAGUUAAACAUCUCUCUCUUCUUCUUUUUCUUCUUUCAAGAUAACUAGCCUUAGUCCA
Molecule: messenger RNA, 1996 nt
Organism: Eruca vesicaria subsp. sativa (arugula)
Lineage: Eukaryota; Viridiplantae; Streptophyta; Magnoliopsida; Brassicales; Brassicaceae
Source: the annotation of a GenBank genome assembly